GCAAACUCUCACAAAAAAAAUUUAGACUCAUACCUCGUUGCAACCGCUAAAGCAGCCGGCUUUUUCGUAAAAAAAUUAAAUAUAAGGGCUGGAUUCUUUGAGGAAAAGUCACAAUCUUUGGCUGGAAUUGACGGCGCCGGAAUAAAAAAGGGGAAAAAGAAACUAGAAAAGAGGCUUUUCAUUCCAAAACAAGCAAAGGUUAUUCUCAAGAACUCUGAAAACGCCUCCGGUCCAUCUUUUCAACGGCUUCAAUUUACUCCUCAGCUCCCAGAGGGACGGAUUCAGCCAGCUCGCGGUACAUCAUUGCAGAAAUAUUGAAGAAGUCCCAGAUCUGAAUCGCAAAACUCGAAACGCCAUUUUGCUUUUUAUGGAAAGCCUAGAAUUUGGUGUUCUCCAAUCGGUUGAUUGAAGAGGCUAGCGAAACAUCAAGAUGUUAUAAAGCUCUAUUCUCAUUAAUGUGCUAUAAUGGAUCCUCGUAAUCUUCCAUUUGAAGUUGGGCAACAGGUUGAGACAAGAUCUUUUUUGGCUGGUUAUCGUGGUGCAUGGUUUAGAUGCAAGAUUAAGGAAUUUAGUCGGAGGAACAAGGAACUGUAUCAGGCCUUGGAAUAUAUUGAUUAUCCAGAUGAAAAAAUACGCUGGACAAAGUUAUAUCAAAAGGGUAGUACUUCAAAGUAUGGGAAGCGAACACUGAUGGUGCGCCCUUCCUAUCCUUCUGUUUAUUGUGAAAGUCAAAUGCCUGAUAUGAAUACCAUCUCAGAGGUGGUUGUCAUUGUCAAUGAUGUCUGGAAGGUGGGUGAUUUGGUAGAUUGGUGGACUGAUAAUUGCUUUUGGUCUGGAAGGAUAACUGAAAAAUUGGGGGAAGAGAAGGUUAAGAUUGAGUUGCCACCUCCUCCUGUGGGUGAAGGGUCUUCAUAUGAGGUUUUUUGCAAGGACUUACGCCCAUCAUUGGAUUGGUCUGUGGAUGAGGGCUGGAAGUUGCUUAUUCCCAAGGAGAGGAAAUAUCAUCUUUGUUGUUCUCGGAUAGUCAAGCCUCUUAAUCAAGGGGGUUCCUCGAACCUGAUAGAUUACACUGUCACUGAGGGGAAAAAGGAUGUUCAACCAACAGCUGGAGCAACAAUUGAGCAUGAGGGUUAUUUAUCUUCUCAUAUUUCAACUGGUCCUUUACCUCUUUCAGACAAACCAGAGCACUUGGCGGUGAAAUCUUUGAUUGAAAAACAGUCAAAGAUAGGCCUCAAUAUAAUGGAUCAUGGCCCUAGAAAAAUCAGUUCCUCAGAUAGUGUUUCAAGUUUACAUGUUCAAGAUGCCUCAGCACAAAUGCCUGGCAAUGCAGUUCAAAUGGACAAAUAUGAUGACAGUGGAUCUUCAAAGGAGAUGAAAAUUGAUAAAAGCAUUUGCUUAAAUUCAAAAUCCUCUGAUACAAUAGAAGCUGCAAUUUUGGAUUUGGAGGAAUUUAUUUGUCGGAUUAAAUGGCUGAGGCGUAUCAUAGAAUUUGGGACACCAUUAUCGGAUGGUGUGAGGCCUUCUUGGAAGUUUGUAGAACACCUUGCAUUAUCUAAGCCAAAAUGAGUGCUUCUGCUGAAGGGAUAUAAUCACAGCUUGGGCCCUGUCUUGCCUGCGUAAUCCUACCUAUGUUGGUUGCCAUAUAGAAGAUUGGUGUAGGCAGUAGCAUUCAUAUCAGAAGGGGCUAACUGCAUUGGUUUUUUGCUGACAAAAAUUUCGUACCUUAGACGUCUCACAUUUUGCUCUAAAGUUUUUGCCAAGUUCUAUUUUUUGUUAAUCCUCUCUCCAUCCUGACAUCUGUCGGUCGAUAGAAUUGUAAAUACUGGGUUUUGACUACUAGGUACCCAGCAAAGAAGGUGAGUUUUACCUUCAUAGAUGCCUAAUAAGAAAAGGGUACCUUUUGCAAUGUUGAUAGUUGGUGAUCGUCAUGCAUGGAAAGUCUGAAGUUUUAGCUUAAGAUAUUUUCUGUAAUAAUAUUGUUUGCGUCUGCAUAAGCAGCUGGGAAAGAUGGUCAUCCUCAUGGGACAAGCAUCUGCACUUGGCAUGUCUCACAGCAAAGCCAUACAAGGACCGGCGUAGCGCGACAGUUGUCAUGUUAAGCAAACAGAAAAGAAAAUGCAGUCUUCAAUCUGUAGGAAUUGGGUGGAGAUGGCAGAAGCAAUGGCACAUCGACUCUCACUACCUAAUAAAGAGUUCAGUAGGUAUGUUUGGAGGGUUUCAAAUUACCAAGGCGUAAUACCCAGCAGCAAGAAUACCAUCUGGCUUUAUGAUAGGGCAGGAGUUGCGGUUCUGCCAUGCCUAAGCAACAUUUAAUUAUCCAACACGAAAAUUUGUUUAUUAGUUUAUUGAUGGAGACUUUCCAGGUUGUUUAAAGGGUUUCGGCAAUGAUUGAAAAAGAAACAGAAAAAGACAUACAAGAAACAUGGAAGAGAUUUAAUCAAUCAACUCCAAAGACGCUUAAGUUACUCCCCAAAAUGACAAGCUUCAAGGAUUGAGAAAUGGGUUCAUUGUUUGACUCUCAAAUCUUUGGUUAGGAGAGUGUGCCAUGGUUACUCAACCUAUACUCUUCUCUCUCGACACUGUCGACGAUGACAGCUUGAUGAACAAUUUUAUUCCUUAAUUAUUUUUUUGGGUUUUAGCAGUCGGAGGCAAAGCUCGAUGAUGUUUCGGGGCUGCCUUUUUGUGAUAAUUGAUAUGCUUUAAUAAUGUGUUUUCGGUAUUCACAAUGUGGCGUGACUGAUAGAUUAUGACCACUUUGAUAGGGAAAAGAUAGUAUAGUUUAUUACUA
This is a messenger RNA of Theobroma cacao (cacao), 2788 nucleotides long. The record is from RefSeq and is a predicted model, not a curated record. NCBI's taxonomy places the organism in Eukaryota, Viridiplantae, Streptophyta, Magnoliopsida, Malvales, Malvaceae.